This is a messenger RNA of Morchella sextelata, 519 nucleotides long. RefSeq lists its product as uncharacterized. The transcript is spliced from 4 exons. The record is from RefSeq and is a predicted model, not a curated record. Bases 1 to 519 code for a protein of 172 amino acids. Lineage: Eukaryota; Fungi; Ascomycota; Pezizomycetes; Pezizales; Morchellaceae.
AUGGAGCCCACGCAAGAUAGGAUCAGAAGGGAACUAUAUGGCCGAAAAACUACGGACCACGAACUCCUGGUGGUUCUCGGGGAAAUCUAUUACGGAAAGUUGAGACCACGUCUCCAACGGUUUCUGUCCGUCCGAGGGCUUAAACACAUCGUAAUCGUCGAGUGCACAAACGAGGAACAUCCCGUUCCUUUGAGGAUCAGUGCCGCAUUACGACGCGAUCUUAUCCACGUUUUCAAGAAGCCGAACCUGAUAUCAACAGAAGACAGGUGGAUAAACUUGAUUUGUGAGCUCGGAGAGGACCCACAUCAUGAUUACGGCUUGUUGUUCCUGGAUGAUUGGGAUGGGCAGAAAAUAGCGGUACUUGUGGGGGUGCCAUUGAUCGUUAGUAUACUAACCGCAAUUCUAUGGAUCGCAAGUACCGGGGAUAUCCAGAAUGCCAUGGCGGUAUCCACUUAUAUCUUGAGUGCAACCGGAGUUGUUGUUGGGCUGCUGGCCGUACUGGGUACCAUAGACGACUAG